Dermatophagoides pteronyssinus (European house dust mite) is the source of this 1779-nucleotide messenger RNA. RefSeq lists its product as uncharacterized. The record is from RefSeq and is a predicted model, not a curated record. Gene Ontology annotation, cellular component: membrane. NCBI's taxonomy places the organism in Eukaryota, Metazoa, Arthropoda, Arachnida, Sarcoptiformes, Pyroglyphidae.
AAACAAAAUUACCAUCACAACCAUCACCAUAAACAUCAAACAAAAAAAUUGAGCCGCAUCAUUGAAAAUAGUUUUCUUCUUGUGUUGAUCUCAUUAAUGAAACAAAAUUGAAACAAAAAGAAUGGCUGCAACUAAUCGACAACAACCGCAACAACAGCAACAAUCUUCAUCAUCAUCAAGACAAUCAUCAUCAUUAUUGUCAAAACAACAGCAACAAAGAAUUAUUGCACCAUCAUCAUUAAUAGCAAAUCAAAGUGAAAAUAUACCAACACCAGAAUGUUGUUGUUUUUCAGCACGUUUUGUCAAUUUAAUACUUUAUUUAUUUAAUUUUAUAUUCUUAUUCAGUGGUAUUUGUAUACUAUUAUUAACCGUUUUAUAUGGUCGUCCUGAAGUUAGUCGUUAUCUUGGUGAAACAACCAAAUAUCUACAAAAUAUUAUCAAUUUAAUGGAUAAUGGUCAUUUAGUGCAUAUUAUUCAUUAUACAAUGUUAUUCUGUGGUAUUGUUAUUAUCGUUAUUUCAUUGAUAAAUAUUUGCUUUGCAACAACAAUAAAUUGGUCAAAUAGUUCGGAUUAUUAUUAUUAUCAUCGUGAUCACCAUCAAUAUCAUCAUGGUGAAAAUCGUGGCUGUUGUUAUCAUCAAAAACAACAGCAACAACAACGAUUCAAUGAAAAUAAAUCAUUAUUACGUUAUGGUGACGGUAAUGGUCACAAUCAUAACGGAAUAUUAUUAACCGAUUCAAAUCGACAACAACAAGAACCAUCAUCAUUAUUUAUAUCCACAUCAUCAACAUCAUCGCCAUCAAAAUCUGCUUAUCUAAAUGAAUCAUUAUUAUUGGAUGAUUCAAAUGAUUUAGAUUUAUGUAUCGAUGAUCAUGGACAUCGAUAUUCAUCAUCAACAUCAUCAUCAACAACAGAUCAACAUCAACAAUCAUCAUCACAAAUUGAUGAUUAUAAUAAAAUGGAUCGAUCCAAAAUGAAACAUUCGAAUCGAAAAAAACAUUCAAAAUCAUCAUCAACAUCAUCAUGGUCACAUUUUGCCAAUUCAACAUUAAUACUUUGUAUUUAUAUAUUUAUACUGUUAUUUUUAUUUACCAUACAAUUGGUUAUUGGUUUAAUAUCGAUAAUAACUGUUAGUCCAGAUAAUGUUUUUAUAUCAUCAUCAUCGACAUCAUCAAAAUCAUCAAUACAGAAUGAUAAUUUUCUUAUAUCAAUACGUGAUUCAAUUAAUAUAGCCAAUUUACUAGUCAAUCGUGCUAAUGAAAUUGAACAACUAUAUCAAGAAUUUCAUUGUUGUGGUUGGAAUUAUUAUGAUGAUUAUGAAUAUUUAAGAAUUAUUGAUAAUAAUCAAAAUCAAAAUGAUGAUGAUGAUCAACAACAAUCAACAAUUAUUAUUGAUGAUAAUCGAAAUAAAACAAUACCAGUACCAGAUUUAUGUUGUAAAACAUUGAUACCGAAUUGUGGUCGAAGAAAACAUCCAAAUAAUAUUUAUUAUGAUGGUUGUUGGUCAAAAUUUGGUACAGAAAUGCGUGAUUAUAUUCUAAUGUUAGGUUGGACAGCAUUAGGUUUUGCUAUAAUUGAAUUAAUUGGUCUUAUGUUUGCUGUUUGUCAUUAUGUACAAAUUAUGUCGAAAAGUUGAAUGAUCGUCAUCAUCAUUACUUACUUUUACUUACUUAUCAUAGUCAUUGAUGGUAAUGAAGAUAAUCAUCAUCAUUUUUUCAAAAAGAAGAAGAAAGGAUUGUUAUUCAACAACAUCUGGUUUUUUUUGUUUCAUUCGUCUGG